CUAUCACGUGAUGAGGCCGCGUCAACCCCAGCCUUGCAACUUUCGCGUGCAUACUUAGUUCACACAGAAGGCCAGAAUAUUAGAACGGGAGCAUAGGAGCAAUUUAUGGGGCUUAAAUUUUAAGGGCAUUACCACCGGAAUGCCGCCAAACACACGAAGUAGGUCCCGGAUAUUCGGCUUCUUUAGCCUCCCAAAAGAAAUCCGACUCAUGAUCUACGAACACCUUCCUGAAUCCAUCAUCCAUCAAUUCGUAUCCGAGAAUUGCAUAAUUGAAGUCUCAGACAAAGUCUGCCCACCUGCCAUCCUCCGCACAUGUCGACUCAUCCACGCAGAAGCUAAGGGCCUCAUCUUCAACCUCCUGCACCACAACGGCGCAAGAAUUUGCAUUACGUUCACCGGCCUGGACAUCGACAAUCUCUUCCUCCUCUGCGACAAGCUGCAACCAAGUCGGCCCAAGGAACGAAAGCAUUUCCAGCAAGGUCGUAAUCUACCACCCUUGCACUCCUCCAACGCACCCUUCGAUUUCCAACUUUUCGAACUGCGGAGUUUCAUGCGCACGCCUAAAGAUCACGAGGUCCACGUCAACUGGUUUCCAUGCAAUCGGGCUAACUUAUCUGAGAGAAGGUAUCUAGUGAGAUUUAUCAAGGACUUGGGGAAGUUGUAUUGUGUGCUGUGGAAUUAUGCGUAUACGGCUAGUGUCUGGGAUACUGAAGCUGAAGCUUUCAUCCCACUUUUGGAUUUCCUCCAGCAGCCUAUUGUAGGUUGUAGUCGUGAGUUUCAGGCGCAUUUGAGGGCAGAUGGGUUUGUGACGUGGAAGGACAUUUUUAUGAGACCGCGUGGGCGGAGUGCGACGAGCACGUGGUUGCGUCUUAUGUGAAAAGGGGAGACAGGUAUUUGGAGGAGGAUUGAUAUGUUCGCAUUAAG
Lindgomyces ingoldianus is the source of this 924-nucleotide messenger RNA. RefSeq lists its product as uncharacterized. Bases 140 to 877 code for a protein of 245 amino acids. Lineage: Eukaryota; Fungi; Ascomycota; Dothideomycetes; Pleosporales; Lindgomycetaceae. The record is from RefSeq and is a predicted model, not a curated record. The transcript is spliced from 2 exons.